AUGCAUCAGAGUCAUAUUUUUGAUUUGCUGUGUACAGAGUAUUACGAAAAAUAUUUUCGUUUUCUAAGCAAAGAAUAUCAUCCUGAUGCUACUGGUAAUGCAGCAGAUAGUAUCAGCACGGAACGAUUUCUAGCAAUCAAAGAAGCAUAUGAUGUGCUUAAAGAUGCGGAAAGCAGGCGUGAUUACGAUGCUCAUCGGGCACAAACUAGCAGCGAAUAUGCCCGCAACGCAUAUAACUCUCAGACGUACCGUACUGGCUACGGCACAUGGCGAAGUGUUUGA
Molecule: messenger RNA, 282 nt
Organism: Gongylonema pulchrum
Lineage: Eukaryota; Metazoa; Nematoda; Chromadorea; Rhabditida; Gongylonematidae
Source: the annotation of a GenBank genome assembly